AUGAGAACAAGACCGGAUGUCGUAUCGAGUGACACAGUGUCUUUGUGGAUAUUGAAUUGUAUCGAUCGUUUUUCGAAGUUUUCAUGGGCUUUUCCUUUCUUAAACAAGUCGGCAAAUGAAGUUGUUCUACGUUUGAAAGGAUUGUUCUACGUUUUCGGACCGCCGCGUUUACUACAUUCAGACAAUGGAAGAGAGUUUGUUGCUAGUGUAAUUGAUGGAUUGAAAGUUUUAUUUCCAUCUAUGUGUUUCGUUCGAGGACGACGUCGUCAUCCACAAUCUCAAGGAUGUGUUGAAAGAGCGAAUGGUGUGUUGACCGGAGCGUUAGGAAAAUCGAUGGCGGCCGAAGAUUCAGUUCAUUGGUCUGAGGGCUUACUACCGGUUGUAUAUGGAAUCAAUACAAGAGUAUCUUCUGUAACUAAAAGUACUCCGUACGAAGUUCUUUUUGGUCAAAAGCCGCGUUCAGAUGUGGAAUUUUGGCGAGUAGUUAAAAAGAACAAUAUUUUAGACGAAGACGAUUUGCCGGGUAAUGUAGAGGAAAUUUAUGAAACUCCAGAUGAGAAAGCCACUUUAGACCUGCUUGAUUUGGACGAUGAAUUAGAUACUCCUGAUGUUAAUGAUGCAAAUGAAAAAGAUACUUCUAUCUCUGCUGGUCCGGUUAAUGUUGACACCACUGCUUCUCUUGCUAUGUUGCUCACUUCUUCGGUCACUGAUCUCGAUGAUUGCACAACACUUGUUAAUCUUAUUACUUUAGAUUCUCCUAAAUCUCCUUCAAGACCUAUUCAAGAUCUUUUCGUUGUUGUUGAUGUUCCAGACACUGAUAUGAAAACCACGCAAACUUAUGAUCUUCUCAAUGAGUUGAUAGCACUUUGUGACUCUGUCGAAACAACUUCACAAAUGACUCUUUCAACUCCUUCUGAAGCUUGCAAUGUUUCUGUAGCUUCUACAAUAAACUCAAUUCAUUCCUCUUCGCAAUUGCCACGUCAUGAUCUGAUAAGAAAGAAGGCAACUGAAAACUAUGUUGCUACUGCCAACAAAAAGCGAAAACUUUACGAUGAUCAUUUAACAACUUUAGCUGAAAGUCUGAAACUUGGUGAUUGUGUCCGUAUAAAAAUUCACGAGGUUGAUCGUACUAAUACAGAUCCAAAAAUCUUACCAUGUUUGAUUGUUUGGAAAGAGAAAAAUGUUUUUAAAAUAGUUUGUCAGUUCGGCAAACUCGAUCAAGGUUUUGGAGUUGAAAGUCUAAUCCCUAUGCAAGCAGCUUGUCCAGUUGAAUUAAAGAGUCUGAAAUUAGAUGAAUUGAAAGAUAUUAGUUUAAUAGAAGCUAGUAAACUCUUCGUUAGAGGUUCAGUUAAUGGAGCGACGUGUGAUUGUAAAAGUUUAUGUGCCACUAAACACUGUCCCUGUAAGAAAGCCAAUGUCAAAUGUUCUACGAAAUGUCAUUCAAAAAAAGGUGAUUGUAAAAAUAAAGAGUAG
This is a messenger RNA of Didymodactylos carnosus, 1473 nucleotides long. NCBI's taxonomy places the organism in Eukaryota, Metazoa, Rotifera, Eurotatoria, Philodinida, Philodinidae. The record is from the annotation of a GenBank genome assembly.